AACAGAUUUAAUUUAUUAUAACAAACAUAAUUGACUAAUGGCGAGCAAAGGUUCAUAUGCAGUAGUAUCUUUUUGUAAAGAAAAUGGAGAGUUACCUGUGAUACCUCAGGCGUGGCUGUUAGCAGAUGGAGAUGGCAAGUUUAAUCGUUGCUACUGGCCUCCUUUUGCCAGACAAGAGUCCAUUGAUAAGGCAAUACAUAGUUCAACAGCUUGUUCUAUUUUAUGGGCACAGCAUCCAAUUCGGCUUAUGGCAGUGGCAGAUUCUUACCCAAAAGCUGUUGAGAAAUUAAAAGAUGCUCAGUAUUCAUCUGAUUUACAAACAGAAGUUGAUGAAGCCUAUCAACGACCAAAGCGUAAACAGUACUUUAUAUUAUUUACACAAACAAAGAACAUUGUUCUCAGUAAAACCCCUAAUGUAAUAGUUGGUAAAAGUUGGCUUGUAAUUGUUAGUUUUUUCACAUUGGCUUUACAAUUAAAACUUCAAUUUAUUUAUUGUUUCAUUAGUAUGGAAAAGCAAGACAAUCGCUUGAUGAUGCUGAAAAUGAUAGCGUUGAUGAGAAUGUUAGUUCUCAUAUUCAAGAAACAAUUAAACAGUCAAAAAAGUUAAAAUUCUAUUCUCAAGCACCAAAUGUACCACCUUUUCCUAUGGAUGCUUUGGUACCUGGUAAUAGCAAUACACCUGAUACAAAUGAAAAUUUUGAUAGCAAUUUUAAAGAUGAUUUUGUAGUGGGUGAUAAAAUAGCCAAAUAUUAACUUUUAGUUCAGAAAAUAGCCAAAAUAAUAACUUUGCUUCAAAGUAUGCUGGAACAAGGACUGAGCAUUUCACUACAAACUUUGAAUUUGUUUUUAAAAACUUUGCAAAACAAACUUUUAAAAUAAUGGCGGAAUUGAAAUCGACCUUGUUAGAAGUCCAAAGUCAGGUUAAUUUAAAUACGCAACAUCUGCAAGCAUUGACUGAUGGAGGUUUUGAAACUGCUGAUAGGGUUUUGAAUUGCCAAUUAGUAAUAUCUGUAAUUUUCUUGAUCUAAAUCUGAAGCUUUCAGACAAAGUUUUGUUCAAGAGACUGGUGGUUGCUGUUUCUUCCAAAGGCGGAUCUACAUUAAGAGAAGCCGUGAAAUUUAUGUUAAGGAGCAUGUUAAAUAAUACAGUUUUAAGAAAUUUAAACUGGACAGGGCAACCGCCAAAAACCAAAUUCGGAAAAACAAAAUGUCAUCGAGUUAUUUAAAAAUAUUCCAACAUGAAACUCUACAGAGUGUGACAUACAAUAAGAAAUUGUUCGCUUUAUACAUGGGUCGAAUGAUAGAGAUGGCGGUCGUAAAGAACGAAAAGAAAGAAGGAAACAUUCAACCCCGAUUAGCAAUAUUACAGAUAUUGAAACAUCUUCAUCUUCAAAUGAUGAUUAGGCUUUUAUCUAAGAAGUCUUAUCACAGAGCACCGCCACAUGGAGAAUAGCAUUUAUAGGCUUGUUGGCUCCCCGUUCCCAAUUUCACCGAAAAUGCUUAUAUGCUUCGCUAUAUUAAAUAUAUACAUAUGCAU
This is a messenger RNA of Hydra vulgaris (swiftwater hydra), 1536 nucleotides long. Lineage: Eukaryota; Metazoa; Cnidaria; Hydrozoa; Anthoathecata; Hydridae. The record is from RefSeq and is a predicted model, not a curated record.